UUGAUCGGGCUCAAUGUUCAGAAAGUAGCUUUAUGUAAACAAAGUGAUUUUUUUUCUUCUCAAAGUCAAACUUGACUCUUACUCUAAUCCUUGCCUGCUGACCUGACGUCCACACUUCCACUUAUCAUGUGUUUGGAUGCUUUAUUUUGAGACUGAUCUACAGAUGGUGCUAUUCUCAUUAACGAUUGUUAGACAUGGAGAAACAUCAUACAACAGAAAAGGGAUAAUCCAAGGACAGACAAAUGUUCCGUUGUCGAAUGCAGGACACGAGCAAGCUCGUCUUGUGGCUGAGAGACUUCAGAAUGAGAGAUACAGCCACAUCAUCUCCAGUGAUUUGUCCAGGGCUCAAGAGACGGCUGAAGCUAUUGUAAAGAGAAACACAGCCAGCAGUUCUCCUCUCCGUUUAGAUGAAAGGCUCAGAGAACGAAAAUUUGGGGAAUAUGAAGGGAGACCUUCCCGAGAGUUGAUUGAAGCUGCUAAGAGCAUGUCCCUUCCCUCAUGGACAGAGUUCAACCCUUCAGGCUCAGAGACAUUUCAUCAGCUACAUGAGAGGGCCGUCACAUUUUUCUUUGAUCUCUGCAAAGAACUGGUCAGUCAAAAUACACCUUCUACACAACAUGGGAAACGGAGGUUCUCGGACAGCGAUUCAACAUCCUUGUUAAGUCAGACAAAAAAGAUCAUUAAGUCUAAAAAGAUUGUCUCCCCUGAACCAUUCCAUGAAUCACAAGGUAGAAAAACAGAAAUUGGAGACAUUAUUCUGCCCAACAUUAUAGAGUUAGACAAUCUAGAUCGAGUGACAAGUUCGAGUAGCACUAACGUGAUGAAAGGGGACGAAACAGACUUCAUUCUGUUUCAAAAUAACACUAUAUCUAAAGCUAGUGUAAAAUCUAACAAUAUGAAAAAGUCUGAAGAACAUUUGUCAGAAGAAUCAAAGUGUGACACAGAGCAGGAUGCUUUUAUGCGUACAUCCGAAGAGAGUGCUUCACAGUUGACUGGUUUUGUAACGGAUUCUGAAAAUAUAGAGGAAUGGCAAACUAUUGGUGAUGUUCUAGUGGUUAGCCAUGGUGGCCUUAUUAAAGAGCUUGUGAAAUUCUUCGUGGAAAAACUGGACUGUGAAAUGCCAGGUGGCUUUAGAAGUGCUCUACGGAUCUGCCAUAACUGUAGCGUAUCCAAAUUCCUUAUUUCAGUGCAAAAUGUUGAUCAUUCAGCUCCGGAAGUAACCUGCCUGUUUUUUAAUAGCAAAGAACAUUUACAAGGACUGGGUGUAGAGUUUCCUGAAGGGAAAUACUGAGCUAGAUUUCCAGUUCAUUGUUUUAAAAUUACUGUUUCCAACAAAAACAACAAAAAUGCUUGGUUUUCUAAGUUUGUAUGAGAUAAGCUUAAUGUAAUGUGUAAAUUGUAUAAAAUAAACUUAUUUUUAAUUUUAUAAAUAAA
Messenger RNA from Ostrea edulis (European flat oyster), 1434 nucleotides. RefSeq lists its product as uncharacterized. The coding region runs from base 137 to 1291 and encodes 384 amino acids. The record is from RefSeq and is a predicted model, not a curated record. Gene Ontology annotation, cellular component: cytosol. Lineage: Eukaryota; Metazoa; Mollusca; Bivalvia; Ostreida; Ostreidae. Gene Ontology annotation, molecular function: fructose-2,6-bisphosphate 2-phosphatase activity. Gene Ontology annotation, biological process: fructose 2,6-bisphosphate metabolic process; positive regulation of DNA repair; negative regulation of glycolytic process. The transcript has 6 exons.